UCCUCCUCUGCUCCCCGGCUCUCCAUCUCUCUCUCCGGCUCCAGCUGCAGCUCCUCCCCGGCUCCGGGUCCCCUCUGCCCGGCCAUGGGCUCGGUGCUGCCCGGCUCGUCUCUGGGCCUGAAGUCGGUGUUUAAGCCUCACCAGCCUCACCAGCAGCAGCAGCCUCUCUCUCUGGCGGACAUCAUCACCUCGGACAUCCUGCACAGCUUCCUGUACGGCCGCUGGAGGCACGUGCUGGGCGAGCAGCAGCAUCACCUGCAGCAUCAGCACCAGCAGCUUCACCUGCAGCACGAGGACCGCACGAGCACGGCGCCCAGCGCGAGCCCCAAGACAGCCUUCACCGCGGAGGUGCUCGCGCAGUCCUUCUCUGGAGAGGUCCAGAAGCUGUCCAGUCUGGUUUUACCCAGCGAGGUGAUCAUCGCUCAGAGUUCAGUCCCAGGUGAAGGGUUGGGUAUUUUCUCUAAAACGUGGAUUAAAGCAGGAACAGAGAUGGGACCGUUCACCGGACGCCUCAUCUCACCGGAACACAUCGACCUGUACAAGAACAACAACCUCAUGUGGGAGGUGUUCAACGAGGAUGGGACGGUCCGGUAUUUCAUCGAUGCCAGUCAGGAGGACCAGAGGAGCUGGAUGACCUACAUCAAGUGUGCGAGGAACGAGCAGGAGCAGAACCUGGAGGUGGUUCAGAUCGGCAGCAGCAUCUUCUACAAGGCUGUGGAGACGAUCCCUCCGGACCAGGAGCUGCUGGUCUGGUACUCAAACUCCCACAACACCUUCCUGGGAAUCCCUGGAAUACCUGGAGGAGACGAAGAGCAGAGCAAGAAGACCAAGACCGAUGAGUUCCACACCUGUGAAGGCUCCUCCUCCUCUUCCUCCUCCUCCUCUUCGUCCUCCUCCUCCUCUUCCGCCUCCUCCAGCGUGGGCCGCAUGCGUUGCGUCAUCUGCCACCGCGGCUUCAACUCCCGCAGCAACCUGCGCUCCCACAUGCGCAUCCACACACUGGACAAGCCGUUCGUCUGCCGCUUCUGCAAUCGCCGCUUCAGCCAGUCGUCCACGCUGAGGAACCACGUCCGGCUGCACACCGGUGAGCGCCCGUACAAGUGCCACGUCUGCCAGUCGGCGUACUCGCAGCUGGCCGGCCUGAGGGCGCACCAGAAGAGCGCCAGGCACCGGCCCACCGGCGGCGGAGGAGACCCCAGCGUCGUGGGGGGAGGCGUGGUGGUGCACGCCGGUCACGCGGGUCACACCGCCCACUCACCUCCUCCUCACCCACCGCAGCUGACCGCCAUGCCUCACCCAGCGUCACUGGUUCACCAUAUACCCACCAUGGUGCUGUGAGGGGGGUGUGGGGGGGGCAGACAGACAGACAGACAGACACGCCAAAUACAGACAGACAAAGAUAAUAAAUAUCAGCCCGGUCGCACAGACGUACGUGAAAUAGUCACGCAACUUAAUGAUUGAUUCACGUAUAAAGACGCAACACAUUUUUUUCAUGAUGAUCAGCACAAAAUCAGUUCGAAUGUAAUCCACGUCAUUGUGAACCGGGAAGUAGAGAGAGACAAACGCCGUGCAGAUAGGAGGUCGGGUCAAAAAACACCAGACUUUCACCACUUGGUGCCCCGUGUGAGGCCAGAAGUCACGACACUUUCAGCGUUAUUUUAGCCUAAACCACAAUCUUUUCCUAUGCCUAACUAAGUUUAUUGUAUAAGCCUAACCAAGUCGAUCUAUUCCUAAACAUAACUAAGUACUUUUAUUUUGAAAAGACUGGGGCGGAAAUUGACACGUGCGU
This is a messenger RNA of Sebastes umbrosus (honeycomb rockfish), 1789 nucleotides long. RefSeq names its product PR domain zinc finger protein 12-like. Gene Ontology annotation, cellular component: nucleus. NCBI's taxonomy places the organism in Eukaryota, Metazoa, Chordata, Actinopteri, Perciformes, Sebastidae. Gene Ontology annotation, biological process: neurogenesis. The coding region runs from base 85 to 1338 and encodes 417 amino acids. The record is from RefSeq and is a predicted model, not a curated record. Gene Ontology annotation, molecular function: histone methyltransferase binding. The transcript has 6 exons.